GCGCGCAACUUUCAGAGGUAGAGGGUCACGCAAUGCCUCUGCACAAGUAUCCUGUGUACCUGUGGCAGAAGCUGCGGCUGCGGCAGGGCAUUUAUGCGCGCUUGCCCGCCCAUUUCUUGCGCUCGCUGGAAGAAGAACGAACGCCCACCCCGGUACACUACAGACCUCACGGAGUCAAGUUCAAGAUCAACCCGAAGAACGGGCAGCGCGAGCGAGUUGAGGACGUACCCAUUUCAGUUCACUACCCUCCAGAGUCCCAGCAGGGGCUGUGGGGUGGAGAGGGCCUGAUUUUGGGCUACAGAUAUGCCAACAACGACAAGCUCUCGGCGAAGGUGAAGAAGGUGUGGAAGCCUCAGCUGUUCACUCGGGAGCUUUACAGUGAAAUCCUGGACAAGAAGUUCACCGUGACUGUGACCAUGAGGACCCUGGAUCUCAUUGAUGAGGCCUAUGGGUUCGACUUCUAUAUUCUCAAGACCCCAAAGGAAGACCUGUGUUCCAAGUUUGGCAUGGACCUGAAGCGAGGGAUGCUGCUGAGGCUUGCUCGCCAGGACCCCCAGUUACACCCUGACGACCCCGAACGGAGGCUAGCCAUCUAUGAGAAGUACAAGAGUUUUGUCAUCCCGGAGGCAGAGGCUGAGUGGGUUGGCCUGACGCUGGAGGAGGCUGUGGAGAAGCAGAGGCUCCUGGAGGAAAAGGACCCUGUACCCCUGUUCAAGGUCUACGUAGAGGAGCUGGUCCAGCGGCUUCAGGAGCAGGUUCUGUCCAGGCCAGCAGUGGUGCAGAAGAGAGCUGGUGACCGCGCCUGAACUCCGGGCUCAGCCUUCCCUGUGGGCUUUUAGCACCGUGGACACAGUUGGGGUGGGCACAAGGACCACCGGUGGGCAGUGGGUGAACCCUGCUUGGCAUGUGCUGACCACACAGCUCCUGUAGAAGACUGUUCAGAGAACCCUCUGUGCCAGGACUUUUGGAUGCCUGGAGUGGAGCUCAUGCCUGUCCAAGCUGGUCAAGUACUUACAGCAUUGUAGUUCUUGGGCUUGGAAUAAGUCCGAGGCAGUCUGAGCCACAGUAAAGUGUGCUGGUUUGCGUGGGAGUCUGUGGUCCUUCUGUGUGUUCUCGGCCAGCCUGGUCAUUCCCCUGUCACAGGAACCCAGGGGGGCUAUUUGCACUGUCCAGCUGUAGCUGUUUGCCCUGCUGAGCUGUGGAGACUGAGGUUCCCUGUGUUGCUUAACUUCCUUAGAGAAGGGGUUCCUCAUGGUUGAGGCAUCAAGGGUAUAGCAAGAUGGAGCUGCUUCUCUCCCAGUGUACAUCCCUACCUGUUUUGGAAAGUUAUCCAGGGCACAGGAAGGUAGUCUGGGGCCUGGCACAGGCCUCUGCAGUAUACCCUGCAGAGCUAAAGGGGAAAGCUUCCUGGGUUUAGAGCUUCAGUGUUUCAGGAAAUGGGGCCACGUGGGCUUAAAGGCCAUGACUUCAGCGUCCCCAUACUUAACUGCUCCCCUCUACCUGGUGGUUGGGGCUGUGGCUUGGGGUAGGAAGGCAGGCCAAUGACCUUGGGGCCUCUUUUGCCGUGAGAGCUGGUGGCUCAGAGGCAGCAACACUGAAACCUAUUCCUUUCUCUGGGGAAGGCAGGGAGGGUCUCCUCAGCUGUGUGUGGGGGAAGAUGGGUGAUAGUGGGAACUGAGUUCCCAGAGCACCAUACCUGGCUGGUAUAAAAGGGAACAUUAACUACUUGCUUGACUUGGGCCUGGCCACUAGCUGUAGGACAAUGGGAUCCUCAGAGGGGGAGCAGUAGGAGUGCUGGUGCAUGAUUGUGUUCAUUAUGCCCAAUCCAAAACUGGCAUGGAACCAUUCUGCCAGCGUAAGAGGGCCUGCACAGAGAACCAUGAGGAUCAGGGCUUGCCUGGGGUCAGAGCCCAAGGGGUGCACCUCAGGUUUACUGUCUAUCCUGGCUUCUCUGCCCCUGCGUAGGUGUAGUAGCACAUACUACUCUUGCUCUGUGUAUAGUUCUUUUUUCUUUUUUUUAAAGAUUUUAUUUAUUAUGGAUACACUUCUGCCUGCAUGUAUGCCUGCUAUCCAGAAGAGGGCACCAGAUCCCAUUACAGAUGGUUGUGAGCUACCAUGUGGUUGUUGGGAAUUAAACUCAGGACCUUUGGAAGAGCAAGCAGUGCUCUUAACCUCUGAGCCAUCUCUCC
Chionomys nivalis (European snow vole) is the source of this 2189-nucleotide messenger RNA. RefSeq names its product mitochondrial ribosomal protein L28 (gene Mrpl28). Bases 33 to 806 code for a protein of 257 amino acids. NCBI's taxonomy places the organism in Eukaryota, Metazoa, Chordata, Mammalia, Rodentia, Cricetidae. Gene Ontology annotation, cellular component: mitochondrial large ribosomal subunit. Gene Ontology annotation, molecular function: structural constituent of ribosome. The record is from RefSeq and is a predicted model, not a curated record. The transcript has 5 exons.